Mollisia scopiformis is the source of this 1224-nucleotide messenger RNA. Its product is annotated as NAD(P)-binding protein. The transcript is spliced from 2 exons. NCBI's taxonomy places the organism in Eukaryota, Fungi, Ascomycota, Leotiomycetes, Helotiales, Mollisiaceae. Gene Ontology annotation, molecular function: acylglycerone-phosphate reductase (NADP+) activity; triacylglycerol lipase activity. Gene Ontology annotation, biological process: triglyceride catabolic process; phosphatidic acid biosynthetic process. Gene Ontology annotation, cellular component: endoplasmic reticulum; lipid droplet. The coding region runs from base 199 to 1044 and encodes 281 amino acids. The record is from RefSeq and is a predicted model, not a curated record.
UCAUUCUUGACCUUUCAAAAGUUCCACGUAAUAAUUGUUUCGAUCAUUUAGUAGGUUUUUUCGUAAGUUUCGGUAGUAAUAAUGUUGCAAACAGCCUGCGAUUGCUCUGCGUUCCUUUCCCAUAAAGGAGAGUGAAUCAUUGUCAAGUCCGCAUCAACCUCACGCUUUUAUCAAUAUUCCCACCAACAACGACACACAAUGGCAACUAUACAGAAGAGAACAGUCCUGAUCACCGGUUGCAGUACGGGCGGCAUUGGCUGGGCUAUAGCCAAGAACUUUCACGACCGGGGUUUCUACGUCUUCGCUACAGCCCGCGAUCCUGCGAAGGUUGGGGAUCUUUCGGAGUUAAGCAACGUGGAGAUUCUCAAGCUGGAUGUUACUGUUCCAGAAACCAUUUCGCAAUGCAAAGAUAUAGUCACAAAGCGCACAGACGGGAGCCUCGAUAUCUUGGUCAACAAUGCUGGUGUCGAGUUUCUUUCUCCGCUGCUGGAUGUCGACGUUACAGAAGCGAAGAAGUUGUACGAUGUCAACGUUUGGGGUCCUCUUGCCAUGGUCCAGGCAUUUGCUCCGCUGUUAAUCGACGCAAAGGGAGUAAUAGUCAACCAGAGCUCUAUUGACGGGGUCAUGAAUAUGGUGUGGGCAGGCAUCUUUGCCAGUUCCAAAGCAGCAGAAGCCCGUAUCUCAGAAACGUUGAAGUUUGAGCUCGAACCUCUAGGUGUGCGAGUUGUUACAAUCAUGUGCGGUUCCGCUGAUACGCCCAUGUUUGCCAAACCUGGUGGUCAGAUGAAGUUGCCCAAGACCUCGUACUAUUACAAUGCUCAAGACACCGCAUACAAAGAGCGAAUGGACCAUCAGCGCCAAGCUAUGAAAGUUGAAGUUCUUGCCGAGAAGCUGGCCAGAGAUAUUGUCGGCGGUGCUAGGGGGCAGAUCUGGCAUGGGGCGUUUGCUCCGCUUGUGAGGUGGGCAAAUUGGUUGUCCCUUUUGUGGUAUGUCGAUAAGACGGUUAACGCAGAACGAGGCUUGGGUAAGGUCAAAUGUCUUUAGGUUUUUGCUUUGGGAAUUUGAAUAUGCUUGGUGUAUGAUUUGGGUAUGUUCAUUUACCAAGGGCUUUCUGGUGAGGGUUUUGUAGUGGUUUCAUUUCGAGGAUUGGAAAAUGGGAAAUAGAAUAGUACUAAUACGCCUCACCAAAGGAGUUAUAAUUUUUAAUAGAAUAUCGGGUUAAUG